AUGGCCUCAGGUACUAAGGAACGUAUCAAGGAGAUAUUGGAGUUGCUAAAGGACCCCAAUGUAUCAACAGUUGUUCUUGAUGGGAAGCAUGGAGUAGGGAAAACGUGGGCAGCAAGAGAGAUAAUCAAGGAUAAUGAUUUAAUCCAUGACUCUUUGUGGCUGUAUGUGAAUAACAAUUAUGACACAGAAUCUCUUUACAAAAACAUUGCUCGCCAGCUAUCUCUAUUAUCUAUUCAUGAGGAAUGGGAAGAUGAUGAUGAUGCUAUUGAGGAAGAGCAGAGUUUGGAAAUGUUGAAGCCGAGAAUAUCUGUGAAACUUGACGCAUUCAGAUCUGCAGCAUAUGAAGAAAAUAAGCUAUUUCUUCUAGUUCUGGACGAUGUUCCUCAUAAGCAGGAUGUACUAGAGGAGAUUUUGCAAGAAAUAAACGACCUGCUGAAUCCAAAUCACCAAAAAUCUUUCAAGGUUUUAAUCACCAGAGGUGAAAGUGAUGGCGAAGACAAUGCACGGGUGAUGAACCAGGAAAUUGAGAUCAGAGAUACAACAGUACUGCAGAUGGAUCCUUUGUCUACAGAUAAGUCCUUGGCUUUAUUGUGUGAAGAAAGCAAGCAUGCAGUUUCUGAUCCAAGCUUUGAAAAACUGUCCACAGCUGUUGUGAAGAUGAGUAAUGGUAUUCCUACCGUACUUAUCACGAUAGCAAAAGCAUUAAAUUACUUGGCAGAGAAAGGUUCUGGUGUUUGGUCAAUGGAAAAUGUUUUGGAAGAAGCAGCUUAUGAAGGGGAAACUGCUAGGACUGCUAUAAAUCUGCUACUUCACUCUUGGUGUAAUGCGUUGCCAUCCGGUGCUCACACUGACUGCUUUUGGCAUACCUUUCAGCUUCUCAACAAACAUGGUGGUGUUCAUUACAAUGAGUUGAUCACACAAUGGAUAAUGGAAGGAUAUUUUGGAAGCAACAGUCAGAUUGGGAAGGCGUAUGAGCAAGGACAUAAGGUUUUGAUGGACCUUAUAGAUUGGGGCAUGUUGAGAAAACAAGAGGAUAAUAUGGUUGUCAUGGGAGGAAUACUUUUGUGUACAACUGAUCAUUGCCAAAGUGAUUUCAAUGCGACUGCAAGGCUUGGAUUGGCUAAUGUGUUUGAAGAUGAAAAGUGGAAAGAUCUUGGAGUUCUUGCACAUACGGAUCGCAUGAUAAAAUCACCAUCCAGUCAUAAGACCUGGGAGAAAGUUUCCACACUUCUAAUGGAUGGGCAUUGCAUCGAUAGGGAAGUCCCUGUCACAUGCUUUCAACGCAUGGAGACUCUCAAAGUUCUCAUGUUACUCAAGCCUAGGUUCAAAUCUCUGCCAGUACCCUUGGUUGGCAUAAAGAACAUUUCCGUUCUUGUGCUCAGAUACUGUGAUCGCUUGGAGAAGAUUGAUCCUAUUCAAGAAUUUCAAAGCUUAAGUGUUCUUGAGGUAUCUGGUGCUACUUUAUUGGAGAUGAUCCCUGAUAACUUUUUUGCCAAUAUGGAUAACCUUCGAAGCCUUAACCUUUCUGAAGCCAAGGUCAAAUCACUACCUAGUUCUCUUUUUGACAGAGGUGAACUACGGUGGCUCAUCCUUAGAGGAUGUUCUCAAUUGGAAACACUGGCAAGCUUAAAAUCCUUGGGAAAGCUCAUGGUGCUUGAUCUUUCUGGUGCUACCUCUUUCACAAGUUUCCAAGACAAAACCUUAGCACCUCUCCAGAAACUUCAUACAAUUAAUCUUUCCAAUUCCCAAAUUAGUCGCUUGCCUUUUCUGCAUGAUAAUGUUGCACUUAAUCAUCUCUUAUUAGGUGGUUGUGCAAGUUUAGCUCACCUUCCAACCUUGAACACAAUACCUCAGCUUCAAACUCUUGACCUUGCUGGUGCUACAGGCUUAAAAGAAAUACAGGUUGAACCCUUAGAUAGCCUUGAGACCCUUGAUUUAUCUAGAACUCAUAUCAGUAGGCUACCUUCCAGUUUCAGCCACCUUUCUGAUCUCUCCUUACGAGAGUGUCAUAAGCUUUCAAAAUUACCACUCACAAAAGAAAACAAGGAUCUUGAAUCACUGGACCUUUCUGGUUCUAGCUCUGUGAAAAAAAUUGAAGACACAUCCUUCCAGCAUAUGAGGCUUCUUCGAGUUCUCAACUUUUCAAAGGUUAAAGUAAAAGAACUACCUUCCCUGUCCAACCUAGCAAACCUCUGUCAACUUUUGCUAAUGGAUUGUUCAUGUUUGGAAAAGCUUCCAGAGAUGGAAGGACUUAAAAGGCUUCGAGAGCUUAAUCUUUCCGGUUGCGUGGCUUUGGUUGAUUUGCCAGACCUGAAGCCUCUUGAAAAACUGGAGAUUCUUGAUAUUUCAGGUUGCAGGGCUGUGAAACAAUUACAUGAGGAAUCCUUUCAAAAGAUGUUUCAUAUUCGAAUACUCAACCUCUCAGACACAAUGCUUGAGUUCCUUCCUUCCAUUUGCAAAGCCAGUAACCUCUGUCAUCUCAUCCUCAAAAAUUGCAAAAACCUGAAAAAGCUUCCACCUCUGAAAGACUUUCCAAAACUUGUUGAACUCAAUCUGUGUGGUGCCAGUUCUUUAGCCGACAUUAAUUUUGAAUUCUUGGAGCAUAUGAAACACCUUCAAAUCGUCGACUUAUCUGGAAUCCCACUGUCAGUGCUACCAUCCAUGUCCAAACUCACCAACCUCAGACAGCUCUCAGUAAAGGGUUGUUCAUCCUUAGAAAGAGUGCAAGAUCUAGAAGCACUAACACUACUUGAGAUUCUUGAUCUUUCUGGAACACUAGUUCGGACUCUGCCACCCCUAAACACUUUCAGCAACCUUUGCCAGCUCUUUUUAAAAGAUUGUUCACAUAUAGAAGAGUUGCAGUCUCUGAAGUCACUUAGUCGCCUGGAGGUUCUUGAUCUGUCAGGGACUGGAAUGAAGACAUUUCCUUAUGAGAUAUCAGAGCUUCCUCAUUUAAAGCAGCUAUAUCUGCCAGACUUGAGGGGUAUGCGUGAUAUUGUCUUGGGAAAGAUAAAUCAUUUGCCACAAGUGGUCAACUGGAAUGAAUGUGGCAUCUUUGAGUCUGCUGAUAUUUACGUGGGCAGUGACAAACCUUCCAUAUCAGUUGGUGGCAAUGAAAUUUUUCACAUUCUGGACAAACAUCCUGAGUUUUGGGAAGAAAAGUUCAAAACAUUUCAUUUCCACGUAAAGAAGAAGCAAGGCGAAGAUGGAGGUAUAAAUCACUGCAAAGAUGAAUAUAUCUUUAGAGACGUGUACUUCCAUACUAAACAUUUUCAUCCAAAAGAGCAUGACAGGUCUUUGGAAAUCUAUGGAUCGUACAGUCUCCCUAAGGGUUUUGAAAGGGUCCUCAAGUGUACCGAAUGCAUAUCUUUGGUUGACAAUGACCUCAUAGCUACACUAUCUGAUUUAGGUUCGGAUAAUGUGAAGGUAAUGAAAGGCUGUUGGUUAGAGAGAUGCAGUAAAGUACAGAACAUUCUUUCUAACGAAGAAGCAGGUGUCACACUGGGCAGAAGUUUAGAGACUCUAUGGGUUUCAAACCUUCCAAUUUUGAGCAGACUAUACAAUGGGAGUGUGCAACCACAAGUCUUUCAGAACCUUAAACAUUUGUAUCUGGAUUGUUGUCCAGGAAUCAUAAAUGUCUUUCCCUCCUCCCAGCUGCCAGAAAACCUGGAAAUUCUACAUGUUCAGUUUUGUGAUAAGUUGCAAACUUUGUUCGAAUGUGACUCACAAUCCAAAUGUCAAAUGCAAAGGUUGAGGAAAUUGUAUCUACUAGAACUACCGGAGUUGAGGAGCAUUGGGAUAAAAUUGCCAGCUGAACUGAAUCCUGUGGUCAUCGAAUGCCCCAAGUUGCCGAAGCUCCAGAUGGAUGUGACCGACCAGGUCUCCAAUGAGUAA
Molecule: messenger RNA, 3894 nt
Organism: Fragaria vesca subsp. vesca
Lineage: Eukaryota; Viridiplantae; Streptophyta; Magnoliopsida; Rosales; Rosaceae
Product: putative disease resistance protein At4g19050-like
Exons: 1
Coding region: 1-3894 (1297 amino acids)
Molecular function (GO): ADP binding
Source: RefSeq, a predicted model, not a curated record